AUGUCAACUCUUCCCGAUGGAAAUUACAUGAUUGAGUUCGCUAACCCAAUCUGGAAAGGGUGGUUUGUGAGCGUGGAUGAGCCGCGUAACAUGGGUGUCGAGCUAUGCCAAAAAGACUCCAGCAAAGUGCAAGUUUGGAAACUUGUGGACAUGGGGGACGGUUGCAGGAGCUUUCAAGGUGUGUCGCCUAAGGUGGAUGGCGAAAAAUUGAUAUGUGCCAACAAUGACCUGACUGGUAUCCAGGAGUCCUUAUACCUGUUUUACGGUGAUGAACCCUCGAUGUGGCACGUCUUUCGACUUGAGAGUGUUACAGGGAGCCAGGAUACAUUUCGGAUGUACUUGAAAUUCGGUUCUGUUAAGUUGUACUGGUGUACCCAAGGGGGAGCGCUCCGGAUGAUGAACGACUCAACACCAGAUGAUAUAGAAUGGAAGUUUACGAAGAUGUGA
Suillus clintonianus is the source of this 447-nucleotide messenger RNA. RefSeq lists its product as uncharacterized. Lineage: Eukaryota; Fungi; Basidiomycota; Agaricomycetes; Boletales; Suillaceae. The record is from RefSeq and is a predicted model, not a curated record. The transcript is spliced from 5 exons. The coding region runs from base 1 to 447 and encodes 148 amino acids.